UUGGUCAGGUUGGAUCUUUAAAAUGUUUGUAAAAUUAUUCCAAAGUUCAAGUUGUCUGCUGAAUCGAAGAAAUCGCCAUCAAUUUCUAUCCACGCUGUUCAUAAACCUGAUAUGCAUUGCACAUGGCAUUGGCGUGGGCUGGCUGUCGCCCACCUUACGUAAGAUACAAUCUGACGAGUCGCCUGUCGAGUUUUCCUUGAGCAUCACGGAGAUCUCCUGGGUUGGCUCCGCCUUAGGGCUAGGCGCGGUAGUGGGCAACAUCCUGAUGGGUGUUAUCCAUUCACACGUGGGCAGUCGCCUCUGCCUGCUCAUCAUAGCCUUUCCACACUCGUGCCUCUGGUUCCUGGUCUACUUUGCGAAGAGCACGGAAUAUCUGUUCAUCGGACGCUUCCUAGCUGGCAUUUCUAGCGGCAGCAUGUACAUUGUACAUCCGAUAUUCCUCAGUGAAAUCUCAGAUGCCAAAAUUCGAGGGACAUUCGGUUCUAUGGUCAUGCUCUCGGUAAACGUGGGCGUACUCCUGGGCUACAUAUUGGGCACCCAUCUGGCCUAUCACAUAAUUCCAUUCGUUGUGCUCAUCUUACCUGUUAGCUACUUCAUUUCUAAUCUCUUCUUCAUACGCGAAUCUCCGAUGCAUCUCAUCCGCAAGGGCAAGUACUCGGAGGCAGAGCAAUCCUUCAGGUACUAUAAGAACAUCAAGGAAGAGAAUCAGAUUAGCGAAAUGCCUGAAUUCGAGGCUAUGAAGGAGACACUGACACAGAGCGAUAAGAACUCGGAUAAGCUCACCGUCAAGGACUUCUUAACUCGAGCUGCCAUCAGAGCUUAUGGCUCAGCUGCUGUUCUUGUUAUUGUGAAUCAAUUCAGUGGGCUCUUUGCGAUGAUCAACUAUAUGUCGGACAUAUUUGCGCUGUCGGGGAGCACUAUGAAUCCUGAUACAUGUACUAUUGUGAUUGGCAUUGUUCAGAUAUUGGGAUCAUAUACGACUACGCUUCUCUGCGAUAUUUGGGGUCGUAGAAUCCUGCUGAUAGUCUCGACAGCUGGGGUGGUCGUCAGUCUGACAGCCUUCGGUCUAUUCAGCUACUUCGCACAGUGGCACGACUUAAGUGAGUGGAGCUGGGUGCCACUGUUGUUCAUGUCCUCGUAUAUCUUUCUGGGUAAUGUCGGACUCAUUGGAUGCUUCUUUGUUGUGCUCGUUGAGAUGUUUCCGCUUAAGAUACGGUCUAAGGCAGCUUCUUCUGCCAUUGUUGUUUGCAGCAUGUUUGUGUUCCUAGCGCUCAACAUUUUACCCAUCUGCAUGGCUCAAUUGGGUAUUCCGGUGACGAUGUGGUCUUGUGCAGCCAUCACAGCCUUUGGUUUUGUUUACUUUGUCUUUUUCUUGAAGGAAACCAAGGGCAAGUCAAUGCUCGAGGAUUGAGGUGCCUGAGCCUGAAUUUAAAUAUAGUUAAAUAGGGUUUUAUUAAUAUUGAACUAUGCGACGAGUAGGAGAAAGGAGACAUAUGUCUUAUUUGACUUUUUAUUGUCUCUCAGCUGGAGAUUAGAUCUAAGAUACAUCUUAAGAAAUAAAACAGA
This is a messenger RNA of Drosophila hydei, 1566 nucleotides long. Its product is annotated as facilitated trehalose transporter Tret1-like. The transcript is spliced from 6 exons. Gene Ontology annotation, cellular component: membrane. Gene Ontology annotation, biological process: transmembrane transport; carbohydrate transport. Gene Ontology annotation, molecular function: sugar transmembrane transporter activity. The record is from RefSeq and is a predicted model, not a curated record. Bases 23 to 1411 code for a protein of 462 amino acids. Lineage: Eukaryota; Metazoa; Arthropoda; Insecta; Diptera; Drosophilidae.